This is a messenger RNA of Trypanosoma brucei brucei TREU927, 825 nucleotides long. RefSeq lists its product as hypothetical. The transcript has a single exon. Bases 1 to 825 code for a protein of 274 amino acids. Gene Ontology annotation, molecular function: calmodulin binding. The record is from RefSeq and is a predicted model, not a curated record. Lineage: Eukaryota; Euglenozoa; Kinetoplastea; Trypanosomatida; Trypanosomatidae.
AUGUCGGGUGAGAGUGUCUUCAACCUGAUCGAGCCAGAUGUGGAGUCGGUGCAACCGCAACCGCUGCGGAAAGUAAAACUCGGAAAGGGAACUGCUGCCCCUCCGACGGCAUCCACAUUCGGUUUCCAUGGGACAAGCGCAGUGGUGGCAAACGUAGGCGGCGAGAAUACGGAGCCGUCUGUGCACCCAGCAAAGAAACCAACGGGUACAUUCGGUCGCGAGGCCUCCAGCAGCGUCAACCCUAGUAAAUUUCUCAAGAAAAACGAAGGUGUCGGUACUGCCAGCCGCGGAGUACCAAUCGUGGACGCUACCAAGUUUGUCAAAGCCGAAAAAGAUGCCUCGAAACGGAAAGAUGACGUUCCCAAUAGGUAUGAUAAGCCGGUUAUGGGUGUAAAGACUGAAAAAAACUACGUUGUGGCGAAUGCCGUAGAGAACGUUCUUGCCCUUCCUACAAAGUGUAUUCCAACUCCAAUGAAUCGUGCGGUUGAUCGAGCUGACUUCGGUAAGGUGCCCAAGUACCUGAAGGAAGUGAAGGCCGACAUCGAGGAACGACACGCUUUAGUAGAGAGGCUGAAGGCUGCCAAACGUGAGGCCGAGGAGAGGUGGUCGGAGUUGUCUGGGGAGGAACUCGAGCAACUAAAACAGGGAUUACAGCGGCGCUGGGAUUCUCUCAACAAAGAUUAUCAGUCCCGUGGUUUCAGUAAGCUGCAAACUCCCUCUCAGAAGGCCCAGCACGAGGCUGUGGGGAAGGAGCUGAAUGCGGUAGAGUUUGCCAUGCAGAAAUUGAGUCGUGCACAUGUAUUUGUUUACGAUGAUCGAAAUUAG